CCCUACGCUGCGGCUGGGCAAUUGUUCGAGCAGGAUGCUGAACGCGGAAGGGUCUCGGUCCCAUUGCUAGGGCCUGCUCCAGGUUCUGCUGCGUCUCGGUUGGACUCCCAUUGGCCGGUUCCAUCGGACUCUGUCGCACCGUCGUCGGCCAGAAGCGAGGCAGUCGGAGCACAGCAUCCAGCAGCAGCGCUACUAGCGGCAGCCGAACGGAAAGACUCCCAGGCAAGUCGUGGUCUGUUACCUGUGUGUCCGCGUGCGUGUGGACCAUGCGUGUGCCUCGGCUGCGUGGGUGUGCGCCGAGGUAGCCUACCUGGCGGCGUCCAACACGCAGUAAACCGCGCGCUCCUUCGUGUCUACGAUCGAGAAACGUAGGUACGGUGCUACGUUCGCGACGAUUACGCGGUUUUCUUCCUUUUCCCUACGUUCCUUUUUUCUCUCUCUCUCUUUCUCUCUCUUUCUCUCUCUUUAUCUACCUAUCUCCCUCUCCGAUCGCGACUUCGCGGUGAUCCAAGCUUCCGGAAGAGGAGAAGCGAUCCACGAUCGAGCGGUAUCGAGGAGGUUGGAGGAGGUGCGCGGCGAGUGUGCGAGUUUCGUGGCCGAAAUCGUGUGCCCCUACCAACUUGAUUGUACGAUUCACAGUGUGUCGCUAGUGCGGAUCCGUGUAUGUGUGCUUACGUGGGUGCUCGCGGAUGGUUUCACGAUAAAGCAGCCGAGGAACGAACAGCAGAAUCGUUGGUGGCAGCGACUCGAUGUAGCCGAUCCUGGUAUCGCGACGAAUGCUCCCGCCAGCGAUCGCUGCACAGGAUCACACGUCUCGGGCGGAGAUGCGACGGUGGACCGAUAUCGGCGGAGAGUAAACGCGAGAUCGAGAAGCGUUCUCGACGGCCGACGUUUCCCUGGUGUCAUCGGUAUGCCGACGGACAUCGUGGCGUCGUCGGCCUCGGCCUCGGCUACGGUCUCGGAGGAGACGAGCAGAGGUCGAGACCUGGGCCUUGGGCCGUCACCAAGAACGGCACCGACUUCAGCGGGCGCAUCGUCCUCAGGAUCAGCGGCACAGUCGACUUCGAGGGGCUUCGACCCGUCUAGCGCCCUGGCUGCCUAUCAUCACCAUCGACAUGGCUUGGUAGCCGGCUUGGGUCAUCAUCAUCACCGCGAAUCGUCUGCGUUCGUGCCCGUGGUGCCCUCGAGGCUCCACCUGGCGCCCUAUCCGGCCGACCUGCACCCUCACUUAACCGGGCCACCACCUUCCUCGUCGAACGCGUCGAAUCCGGAUCACGAGGUCGGCGCAGAGUCGUCAGUCGCGAGAAAAUCCUCGUCCAGUUACGAAAUUAUGGCUAUGAUGGCGGACAAGAGGAAGGAACUAGCCGCGAGGGCACUUCUGCUUCCUCCACCGCCUCUUCUCGAACCACCGCCCGGUUACCCGGUAUUCGCAGGGCCUUUCCCGGGUGGUUCGGCGGCGCUCUAUCCGCCUGGUGGACCCUUGGCGCAUCAACAUUUGGAUAGGAGGCUCUUAAGGGCACCGGGAAGGGCGUCCAGGCCUAAGAAACAGUUUAUCUGUAAAUUCUGUAAUCGACAAUUUACGAAGUCGUACAAUUUGUUGAUUCACGAACGGACGCACACGGACGAGAGGCCGUACUCGUGCGAUAUCUGCGGCAAAGCUUUCAGGAGGCAGGAUCACCUUCGAGAUCACAGGUAUAUUCACAGCAAGGAGAAGCCGUUCAAGUGCGGCGAGUGCGGCAAAGGUUUCUGCCAAAGCCGUACCCUAGCCGUGCACAAAAUCCUUCACAUGGAAGAAUCUCCUCACAAGUGCCCGGUCUGCGCUCGAAGCUUCAACCAACGCAGCAACCUGAAGACCCACCUCCUCACUCACACGGAUCACAAACCUUACGAGUGUACCUCGUGCGGUAAGGUGUUUCGCAGAAACUGCGAUCUGAGGAGGCACGCGUUGACGCACGCGGUAGGCGACGUGCCUCCCGAAGCGUUGGAGGAGGCUCUCAGAGACGACGACAGCCCGGAAGAGGACUGCCAGGAUGCCGGCUCGUCGUCGUCCGCGUCUACGACCAACUCCUCCUUGCCAACUUCCACGACGAACGCUUCCUAUCCCUCUCAAAGCUCGUCCGGACCGCCGCAACCGGCUCCAGCGCCAACUUCCUCGUCCACCCUUCCUCAGAGACCUCAUCUCCAAAUCAGAAGAGACCUGCUUCCGGCCGUGAAGCCGUCCUCCACGGUAACCAGCAGCGCAACUGGCGGACACUCCGUCACACAGAAUCCUCCUGGUGCGCUCCCACCCCCACCGCCAUUGAUUCUGACCUCGUACAGACGAAGAAUCGGAUCACCCGGACCGUCGAGGGUGCUGCUGGAGCUGCAGGAACGCGAGAGGGAACGAGAACGAGAGAUGGAACAGAGUAGAGAAAGAGAACGCGACAGAGAACGAGAGGAAGAGGUGUCGCGACCACCUAGGGCACCCACCCCUCAGCCGCCACCUCCACCCAGACCCGCCCCAGCCAGGCAGGGGUUCACUAUAGCGGAUAUAAUGCGUCGGUAGAAGGGACAAUGUCGCAACGGAGAAUACCAAAUGAUCGUCUGCUGUGAAAUUGGAUUUCGAGGAAGGGGACUAAUUGGUGCAAACGAAUGGAAUCGUCAUGGACGCCGUUCGGAUAUGAUCCGAGCGAUGGAGUAUUUUGUAAGCGGUAUAUCUGUAUCCGAAUGGUAAAGAAUACGGCGGAAGAGGAUGUUACGUGUUAGGACUUUUACAUGGGUGGUCCAAGUGGCGUAGGCUCGUACGUCGAUGAUUUAAUUUCGUUUCGGGUAAUCGCGGUGAUUUUAUCGCGAUACAUGGAACGAGUAUAUUCCCGUGGAAUGUUCCGACGGAUAUCGGGUUACUAUUUCUUACACGUGGAUUUCCACCGAUACUGGUCGAUACAGAAACUAGACGUCAAAAGGCGUUUUUUCUAGAAAGACAAAAAAAAUGUCGUUCUUGAAAAAAUGCUACGAGACUUUUCUUACGAGCGAGCUCGCGUCAAUUUGGAUUCCCAGCCUUUGUGUAGUAUAAAAGGAUAAAACAUGCCAAAUGACGAAGAUCGUUUUACAACGGUGGAAAUAUCGUCACGACGAUCGAAUGGUGUUGUUUCUUCGAUUCGAUCGAUAAUUGCGAAACCAUUGCUACGGACUGUGGUAUUUUUUAGUUCAUUAAACGAACAAUGUAUAAAUUGUAUAAUCUUUUUCUAUUACAAAAUUAAAUCGACAUUAUAUUACCUUAAUUGUUAAACGUUAAACGUUAAGUACUCGAUAUCUUUUUCUUAGGAGAAAGAUUAGUUGGUAGAUAAUAUAAUAAUAAUUAGAUGUCACGUUAAUUAUAUAUUAUUGUUACGAAGAGCGUUUAUAAAAAGAGCAUUUAUAAUUGUUGUACAUAUGAAAAUAUUAGAAAAAGAUUGGAAAUUUAUCGAGCGAUUGAUUUUUAAUUCAACGAUGAACUAUAAAAAGUUGCAAAGAAUUCGUUUUAUUGGAAUUUUCAUUAGCUGUAGGAAAAUGACAAUAUCUGUUUUUUGAAACGUGAUCGAAAAGCGAUCACAACGAAUCGUGGCAAUAUUUUUACCGUUCUUCCAUACGAUUUUACGUCGCGUUGGCAAUUGAAUGAAGUUUUUAUCUGUAGUUAUAUACAUAUAUGGCUGUAUUUUUAUAUUCGAUAAGGGAGAAGAAAGGGAAGAAACAAAGAAACCUUAAGAAAAGUACAACGUGCAGGGGUUGGAAGCGUUAACAUUGACAAAAUUUUAUCGUAUCGGUGCAUCGAGAGGACGUUUGUACAUACAACUGCGAAGUCUAGUUAAUCUUGGAACAACUAAUCGACGCUAAAGUUUUAUUUUAUACGCUGCGAAUGUAAAUUUCGUACUUUUUCUAUCGGUCAUAUCGGAUGAAUAUUCUGCCGACUAUUCGCCGAGUGGUAGAAAAAUUUAUUCGACUGAUGUCGACGUUUCUUACAACCACGAUAUCGAUUUUCAACGUGAAAAAAUGUGCCUUAUUUUGCAUCGUACAAAGGACGACGAGAGGCAACGAAGUAGUCGAGAAUUCUUUCGGUCUCCCUCGGCACGUUUACCGAAAAAUCUCUACGACUUUCUCCAUCGACGUUUCAUCCGCGUAUUUAUCCAUAUUUCGGUCACGUUCGGAAAUUUUCCAAAAGAAGAAAGAUCCAAAAUUGACGAUAGUACGAGCCUUCGAGUACACUCGUUAGGAGAAAGAAGCGAUGUUCUCGUGACGUUCGUGAUACUUGCCAACCCCGUGAAGAAAAGAAAAGAAGAAAAAGAUAAAGGAGACGCCGUAAAUAAAGAUCGAAACGGGAGGAUAGUAAAACGCCUUCAUUGUCUGCAACGACUCAAGGAGGGGAUAAUGCAAAUUUUUCGGCCACAGGAAGAACCUGUGCCACCGUUGCCACAGGUGACAGGUGCAAUAGGGUGUCGAAGCUACUUGGUUUAGGUGGUACCUGCUCUCUUCUAAAAAUAUUCCUGACCCUAGACCGUCCCCCCCCCCUUUUUUUCUUCUAUUCUACCGGUGGAGAGCAUCAUUAAGAGUCCUUUUGUGACCGAGGAUGCACCGUCUAACCGCAACGAUGAUCUCCCCUUCGGUUUUACUACUGGUCGAAACGCGUUUCUUUUCUAGAAGAAACGUCUGUGGAAUUUAUUCGUCGAGCUCGCUUCUUCCUUCGGCGUUUAACGCCGCCCGUUGUUCAGCUCUUCGAGCCGAACAGUAUCUCACCGAGAACGAUGCCAUCCUUGCAGUUUUUAACUUGCCACUUGUUCAUCGAGUGGAUAGUGUACCUUUUUUUUUUUUUUUUUUUUUUUUAAGAAGUUGUUGGUUUUAAUUAUUAGGUGGACGAAUUUGAAAGAAGAUCGAAGCAGCACGCAUUAAAAGUAUUUCUUCGAAAAAAUCGAGAGUAUUAUUUUAUUGUAUUAUUUAUCCUACGAAAAGCCUGAAAAUGUUUCGACACACUUAACGAUAUUUCUGCCGCAUUGUACGAUGAAAAUCUGGAGAAGCAGCUCGUCGAGAAGUGGAAGACGAUUAUAUAAACCGUACGAAACGAAAUAUCUUUACGAGUACGAAAUGAAAGCUAUCAUACAACGUUGUAAUUUCUAUUUCGAAGUACGCGUUAAAAUAGGAAUGAAAUUCCUAGGCCUAUGUGUAUAAGCGCGAAAGUGAUGGGAAAGGAAAGAAUGCGUUUGCGUAUGAGUGUGUGAGAGAAAGCGAGAGGGAGAAAGUGCGAAACAAAAGAAUUAAAAUAUUUUGUACUAUUUUUUAAUAUACCUACUGUAUAGUGAUAUAUGGAAAUGUACAAUGUACUAUGUACAACGAGCUCUGUUCCGCCGAAUGAACUAGAAAUUCGCGGAUGGUUUAAGUCUCCUGUUAUUUUCUAUGUUAUUAAUUUACGCCAUGCACGAGCAUCUAUAUUUUUAGAUUUAUACGAGAGUUAAGUAAGUUUGUAAAUUAUAUUAAGAAAAACGAAAUAAAAGAUAUUAAAAACA
Molecule: messenger RNA, 5513 nt
Organism: Bombus terrestris (buff-tailed bumblebee)
Lineage: Eukaryota; Metazoa; Arthropoda; Insecta; Hymenoptera; Apidae
Gene: bowl
Product: protein bowel
Exons: 3
Coding region: 911-2545 (544 amino acids)
Biological process (GO): embryonic hindgut morphogenesis; regulation of transcription by RNA polymerase II; embryonic pattern specification
Cellular component (GO): nucleus
Molecular function (GO): RNA polymerase II transcription regulatory region sequence-specific DNA binding; DNA-binding transcription factor activity, RNA polymerase II-specific
Source: RefSeq, a predicted model, not a curated record